Messenger RNA from Verticillium nonalfalfae, 2265 nucleotides. RefSeq lists its product as uncharacterized. The transcript is spliced from 10 exons. Bases 1 to 2265 code for a protein of 754 amino acids. Gene Ontology annotation, cellular component: intracellular membrane-bounded organelle; membrane. Lineage: Eukaryota; Fungi; Ascomycota; Sordariomycetes; Glomerellales; Plectosphaerellaceae. The record is from RefSeq and is a predicted model, not a curated record. Gene Ontology annotation, molecular function: heme binding.
AUGCCUUUUGGGUACAGGACUGUGGCGGCGAGUGACUCGCCCUGGGACCGGGAGUAUGAGACUGCAACAGACAAGGUCUUCAUCCCACCAGGACGGUCAGCCAUGGACCCGGCCUUCCCCCCAAUGGACCCACGGACACUUCAUCCCCUGACCGCAGACCAUCAGAAUGUCUUGGACAUUCAUCAUCCUAUCCCUAUGGACAAGCCUUCGCCACCUGAAUUGGACGCGUUGUUUUACUCGGAAAGUUCUCAGAUGACGGACUUCUUGGGUCUGCGAACCUUUGAGGCCGCAGCACUCCAUAAUCCCGCCUGGAGCCAGAACCGAUUGGAAGAGGUCAGCGUGUCUGUCAACGAGAGCAGCUGGCUGAAGGUUUUUAAAAAGAUACGGUGGUGUUCAUUCGAGAGACCCAUUAUAGAAACCUCACCAGGAUUGGCUGCAGCUGGAUUUGGCAUGGCUGACGAUUGGAGCGUGGAUAAUCCAGCCGUCUGGGGUCCGUUGUCCACGUCAAUUGAGUUGGCCAACCGCAUCAUUCUACAGUCCUUCAAGACACCAUGCAGGGUCUGGAUGGGAUUUGCAAGUACCAACGCAAGACCAGAUCUUGUUUCAGAUUCGGGAUUCGGUUACUAUGUCAAUCAUCUUGCUGCCUUCGUCGAUGUAGAACCGUUACGGACCAUGUUGAACCCCAACGCUACGUCGCAUUCUCGCUACAUCGCGAGAGCCAUGUUGGCUAUUACAAUAAGCCAUGAACUCAUGCACAUAUUGAUCCUUCAAAUCUUUAAGCUGAAAGGAAGAUACAUGUCAUUGCGCGGACCCGUGGCCGGCUCUGGACCCUUCUUCAACGCGUACUCGACCUUUUUCCCCGAAUUUCACAUCUCGAUGAACGGCUUCAGUGCCAUUGUACACGUCGUCCCCGAUCAGCCAGCAGACCCUCUGGCAUACAGGAAGGAUACAAAAUGGGAUGUUGCUGCCGCGAACUUGAUGACAGCCAACUUUCAGAACGACAUGCAGACGGCACGCGCCGACCUCAGCCUGCCUCUCGACGUCGCGUUCUUUGCGCAGUUGAACUCGCACAAGGCUCAGAUGGUCGCUAUUCAGCAGCAUCUGGUCUCACAUCCGAAUGCUCCCCAGCCUUUGAUCCCCUUCACUUUCCAGUUACCGCCGUACACCGAGACGGCGCAGUUUCGCGCUGAAAGCUUCAACGUCUUGACGAUGACGAAGAUGCUGGAACUCAACCCAUUGCGAGCUGUGCAACAUCUUUUACAGCCUGGCCAGGACAUUUUCCAGGAGUGGCUUCAAUUGCCUCAAGAUACAGUACUGCAGCCUGCCCAUGCACAGCUGGCGCGGACUGUGGAAACCCGCGGUCUCGAAUAUUUCACACUGGGCAGGCUGUACGACUUGCGUGUUCAAGAAAAGAGUGUCCUCGUGCUGGUUCUUUUUGAUUCGGAGAUCGAUAUUUUCGAGCUGGAAGAUGUCAUGCAGGUAUUAACGAUGACGGCUGACGAGGUGCGCGAUGAGAUGGAGCCAUCCGCCUACGGACACGUUCUUAAUAAGAAUGUCAGUGACGAGUUCUACGCCAAAUCACAUGGAAUUCUGCCAUUAGGACGGGUAGCUCAGUGGCUACGCGAGGAGGAUGUUGCCAUUCGCGAUGGCAAGGAGGGCCGCCCUCACUGGAUCACAGCGGCUGGAUUUGUCUAUGAUUUGACAGACUUGAAAGAACUGGCUUCAGAAAGCCAGUCGAACCUCGUGGAGACACUGAUGAGCGCCCCUGGGAGCAACCCGAUGCCGCGUGUCUUCCUUGGGGAUCACGACUUCGACGAUGCACUGGCACUGAUAGAGCCUUUAAAGAUUGGAAUGACCCUUCCGUUCGGAUUGGCUGAUGAAUCUGGCUCGAAAGAUGUACUUACAAAUCGUGAAAUUGGAUGGAAUCAAUUUCCUCAAACACGACAGUACAUCCAGAUCCAUGAAUAUGUCUACGACAUCACUGACUAUGCCCAAUGGCACCCUGGAGGCACAAAGAUUUUGGCCCAUGCUGCCGGGACCAAUGCUUCAACCAUUUUCGAGGAGUACCAUUCUGAGAAUGGAAAAGACCUUUUGGAAGCCAUUAAAGGCCUGCGGGUAGGGCGUAUUGUAUCAUCUCGUACUCGCUACGAAAAACUCUCUACAACCGAAAUUCGUAUCCAGGACAAGAUCUUCGAUAUUGCGCCCCUUCGGGAGACAGAAGCGGAGCUAUUCGUUGCUCUCAAAUCCUACUCAAGCCAGAGCUAA